AUGAAUUUAUCCAACGAUUAUCUACAACAAAUCUCAACCAGCAUUUCACCUAAGACUCAACUAAAGAGUCUUUCAAGAGAGGAAGAAAUCAACUCACACGAUCCUCAGGAUAAUGCUUUAUCGCAGCAAGAUCUUGAAAAAUUGACAGAAUUUUUACGGAGUGAACCUCAAUUUUGGUCAACACAAUAUCAACCUUUAUUAUCACCGGCAGAGCAGUUCUCAUCUGCUACUUUCCCUUUCUUAGAGAAUACACAGAGUACAAACGAAGAUAGUCAAGCGUUACAUCAAGGACAACACAGCGAUGACAGUUGUGAAGAUACGUCAGACAGGCAAAUGAAAAAUUAUGCAAUACUCUCACAGCUUUGGUAUCCGUGUUCAGCAGAAGCCACGAUAGGUGAGCAAUUAGAUAUUAUACAGUUUCCGGUCUCUUAUCGUGAGCUCGUUUACCGUUGGAUCGCUUUAGGCAGACCUCAAUUACAGCUUUUGAAGACACCGUUAGACACAAAAGCGGCAUGUGGACAAAUAGUUAUAGAUUUACAGCAAAUGUGCGAGGCACAGGAAAAUAGUAUCAUAGAAUCAAUUAGAACCUAUCUGGAUAACGGUUACAAUGCCCGGGCUAUGACGUUCGCUCACUUUGCAUCUUACUUAGAUGUAUUUUCCGCCGUACAAGCAGAAUUAGCUUGUCUGGAGAAUGGAUUACCGAAAAAUACACAGAAUAUCUCACGUCUUUAUGAGGAGACAUGGUGGAAUUGUCUGCAAGCAUUUGAUGUUGACCGCUGGAUAUGUACCGCCAGAUCGUCACACAAUUGUUUGCGGCAUUUCCUUUGGGGCGAGGUGUACGAUUGGCCGCUGCAGAUUAUUAUAGAUAGCUUUCAAAUUUUCAAGGGUGGGCGUUCGUGUAUAAGAUCGAUGCUGGCAAGUCCUGAAGUGAGGGAGAGGUCGGCGCUGCAUACAAAUUUAUCCGUACUUGGACUAGUAGACGGUGAGGCAUAUUCAGGGUUCGAGACAUCGCCAGAAUUCAAGACAUCGCCAGGAUUUAAGACAUCGCCUUCUUUAGAUGGUUUUACUUCAUACUGGCAGAGUGAUAGGGCGGCUUUCGAAUCACCAAGUUCUACAGAUACUUCUUCAUCAAUGCCGGUCACGCCGAUUCUGAAUGUAUCGAAUCAGCGAAGGGAAUCGUCGAUCGGGACGUCGUUCAGGUCGGAGAGUAUACUAGAGAAGGUGAAGGAGUAUCAGGAUUUAUGUGGGAGGUGUAGGAGGGGAGGGGUGUAUAUAUAA
Molecule: messenger RNA, 1278 nt
Organism: Meira miltonrushii
Lineage: Eukaryota; Fungi; Basidiomycota; Exobasidiomycetes; Exobasidiales; Brachybasidiaceae
Exons: 1
Coding region: 1-1278 (425 amino acids)
Source: RefSeq, a predicted model, not a curated record